Messenger RNA from Podarcis lilfordi (Lilford's wall lizard), 6908 nucleotides. The record is from the annotation of a GenBank genome assembly. NCBI's taxonomy places the organism in Eukaryota, Metazoa, Chordata, Lepidosauria, Squamata, Lacertidae.
AGGAGGCGGAGCCAGUGGCGGCUGCUGCUGCUGCUGUCGCCGUGGCAGCGGAAGGCCGCGCUGGAGGAGGGAGGGAGGGGCAGCCGGGAGCCACCUGGUGCGUCCGCAGGGGCUGCAGGUGAGCCGGGCGACGGGGACCCCAUAGGGGUGGCAUUGGGAGGCGGAGCGAGGAGGGUGGCAGGCAGGCAGGUAGCCCAUGCCUCUACGUGCCAGUUGCUGGGAGAACAGCAGGCAGCCCGUCCGCCAGGGCUGCUUGCCUGCCUUUGUGCCCAUCCUCGUGGGCUUCCCUGGGGCACCUGCCUUGCUUGGCCAGCAGGCGAUGGGGCCUCGGGUGGCGCUUGGGGUGGAAUAUGAUGCUCGCCUUUAGCAGCUGCAGUAGCUAGAGACGAGCCUCCCUGUUCAGGGACAGUCUAUCUCACGGGACCAGCUGGUUAUCUCCCGCUUGGACUACUGCAAUGCGCUCUGCGUGGGGCUACCUUGGAAGGUGACCUGGAAACUACAACUAAUCCAGAAUGCGGCAGCUAGACUGGUGACUGGGAGCAGCCGCCGAGACCACAUAACACUGGUCUUGAAAGACCUACAUUGGCUCCCAGUAUGUUUCCGAGCACAAUUCAAAGUGUUGAUGCUGACCUUUAAAGCCCUAAACAGCCUCAGUCCAGUAUAUCUGAAGGAGCGUCUCUACCCCCAUCGUUCAGGUCCAGUGCCGAGGGUCUUCUGGCGGUUCCCUCACAGCGAGAAGCCAAGUUACAGGGAACCAGGCGGAGGGCCUUCUCGGUAGUGGCGCCCGCCCUGUGGAACGCCCUCCCAUCAGAUGUCAAAGAGGACAACAACUACCAGACUUUUAGAAGACAUCUGAAGGCAGCCCUGUUUAGGGAAGCUUUUAAUAUUUGAUGUAUUACAGUAUUUUAAUAUUUUUUUGGAAGCCGCCCAGAGUGGCUGGGGAAGCCCAGCCAGAUGGGUGGGGUAUAAAGAAUAAAUUAUUAUUAUUAUUACUAUUUUGGGGUGGCUUUUUUUGUGUGGGCUUCCGAUUGCCAAAGGGUUGGCCACUGUGACAGAACAGGAUGCCGGGCUAGGUGGUCCGGGGAAGCUCGUUUUGUAGGAAGGGUUAGGUUGGGUCGCAGCCACAGGUGGGAAUAAUGGGAGCAUCCAUGUUCAGGGGGAGUGGACCACUGGGUAGAGCUGUGAAUCAGCUGUUUGGCAAGGCUGCCCAAGUGUGUUUUAUCAUCAGUAGAAACACAAUAGAGCUGAGCUGUAAAAGGAAGGUUUCAUCAGCUGGCAAUUUGUGUGUGUGUUUUUAAAGAGUUGUCUUGAUUUUAUUCAACCUCUUCUUAUGAUUUGUUUUGUAUUGUAACCUUGAGAUGUGGUCCAAGAAUACUUUAAUAAAGUAAAGACACUCCCUCCCAUCCUUCUAAACACAUAAAUGUUUUGACGCUCCCUGCCACAAGGCUGGCUUCUAUUUAUUUAUGUUAUUUAUUUCCCAUAAAUAUGCAUAAAUACAUAGCCAAAGAGGGGCCCGUCAGUGUGUCCCUUUGGAGGGAGUUCCACAGGUACCACCAAAAAUAGCUUCCUCCCCUGCUAGGCAGCAACAUCUACAGAGCUAAAGGUUCCCCAUAUUUAUCUGAAUGGCAGAUGAAUGGUAGGCCUUCAUUACAGUUGUUAAAUUGAGUUUAAAACCACAUCCUGACUGGUGAAGUGGGUCUCGGCCCUGGAAAAAUGUGGCAAAAAUAUUCUCAGAGUGGCUGAAAAGUAAAUCUCUCUAGGAAGUGUAAGCUCUGUGAGAGGACUAGGCAUCACCAAACAACUCCUUACCAAACUACAGUUCCCACGAUCCUUUGGAGGAAGGCACAACUUUUAAAGUGGGGUGAUACUGUUUUAGCUGUAUAGUAUAGAUGAGGCCUUACUCAGGGCUUUAUAUGCCAAUAGCACGGCCUUAUCCUUCACCUGAUAGCACAUUGGCAGUUCUUUCAGCAGAGUUGUUAUGUGCUGUCAAUAAGGCACCCCCUUCAACAGCCUUGCUGAUCCAUUCUGCAUUGGCUGCGACUUCUGAACCAACCUUAAGGGAAGCUCCACACAGAGUACAUAAGGAUACACUGAAAUAAGGAAAUGGGCGACAAGCCUAUUGGGAACCCAAGCAUCAAAGCCUAUUGGGAACCCAAGCAUCAAAGCCUAUUAAGAGCCCAAGCAUCAAAGCCUAUUAGGAGCCCAAGCAUCAAAGCCUAUUAAGAGCCCAAGCAUCCCAAUACAGUGGUGCCCCGCAAGACAAAUGCCUCGCAAGACGAAAAACUCGCUAGACGAAAGGGUUUUGCGUUUUUUGAGUCGUUCCGCAAGACGAAUUUCCCUAUGGGCUUGGUUCGCAAGACGAAACGUCUUGCGAGUUUGUUUCCUUUUUCUUAAAGCCGCUAAGCCGUUAAUAGCCGCUAAGCCGCUAAUAGCCGCUAAGCCGCUAAUAGCCGUGCUUCGCAAGACGGAAAAAACCGCAAGACGAAGAGACUCGCGGAACGGAGUAAUUUCAUCUUGCGAGGCACCACUGUAUAGAGGGAUACAAUCUCUCUCUUUUUUUCUCUCCUUUUUUUUUAAAAAAAAAUGUUUCUUGUGUUUGGUUAUUUUGCACAGAAGCCUAAAAAGGAUCCAUCAUGGCCAAAGAUAUCCUAGGCGAAGCAGGCUUUCACUUUGACGAACUGAACAAACUGAGGGUUUUGGACCCGGAGGUGUCCCAGCAAACGAUUGAGCUGAAAGAAGAAUGCAAAGUAUUUGUAGACAGUAAGUUCCCUCUCUGCCGAGCACAGGCCUGCAUCUCUCACUCUUUGGGGAAACAUUAAUGUUUGGUCAAAGGGCUGGUUCACACACAUUGCUUGACUGUUCACUGCUUGUCUCCCGUUUACUGUCUCCCGUUUACUGUUGAAUUCUGGUUCAGAAAUCAAGAACAGCGAUUAGCAAUGACAGCAUCUUCCCAACUUGCCUAUGUUUGUUUAAUAACCGUGGUGGGAGAGAGAGAACCUUGGUCUUGAUUGUUUCUGUUCCUCCUUUCCAGAAAUUGCAGAAUUUAAGAAAAUAGUGGGCAGCCUCAUCGAAUUGGUAGAUCAGCUAGCAAAAGCAACCGAAAAUGAGAAGAUUAAGGUAACCUGACGGGGCAAAGUGACGAGCCUGUGUUUUUUCUCUCUACUCCAGACGUCAGAAUAAGUAGGCUAGCCCUUUGUUGCAUGCGCCUUUUCUCCAGUAAUUUUUUGUUCCCCAACAGACAUGCAGCAUCGUGCGACUAUUGUUAAAACUGGACAGUAGUUGGGUUUCCCGGUUGGGAAUUAUCCAAGGCCCUUUUGAAGCACAGAUUCAUAACUGAAGAGGAGGCUUUCCCUCUUGAGAGAGCAAGAAGAGGAUACCUCUCUUGAGAUGAUGCCUUCUGCAAGACAUGCAUUGUUUAAAAACCAGUUACCGUUUAUUAUUAUUAUUAUUCAGAGCAUUUAUUUUCUCCUAUGCACAUUUCAUUGAGUGACGCGGGUGGCGCUGUGGGUUAAACCACUGAGCCUAGGACUUGCCGAUCAGAAGGUCAGUGGUUCAAAUCCCCGCAACGGGGUGAGCUCCCAUUGCUCGGUCCCAGCUCCUGCCAACCUAGCAGUUCAAAAGCACGUCAAAGUGCAAGUAGAUAAAUAGAUACAGCUCCAGUGAGAAGGUAAACAGCGUUUCUGUGUGCUGCUCUGGUUUGCCAGAAGCAGCUUAGUCAUGCUGGCCACAUGACCCGGAAGCUGUAUGCCGGCUCCCUUGGCCGAGAAAGCGAGAUGAGCGCCGCAACCCCAGAGUCGGCCACGACUGGACCUAAAUGGUCAGGGGUCCCUUUACCUUUACAUUUGACUGAUGAAGUGAGGAACGUACGAUUGCGUCAAUACAAUUUCGGGUGAUGGCCCUGCUAUUUUCAAAUCACAGAAUCGUAGAAUUGUAGAGUUGGCAGGGACCACGAAGGUCCUCUAGCCCAACCCGCUGCAAUGCAGGAAUCUUUUGCCCAACAUGGGGCUCAAACCCACAACCCUGAGAUUAAGAGUCUCUUGCUGUGCUGGCUGAGAGACUUACAAGUCCGUGGCUGGCAAACAUCUUCUGAAAGGGUGCUUGGUUGUGAUCGCAGGAAGGCGUCAUCCAAGUGGGGUAUGUGCAAAGACACUUUAAAAAAGUUUUCUCCACCUGCAAUAUAUGUGCAGAUUAAAAGCAACCACUUCUUUAAUCCAUUGAAGCUCCAUUCAUUGUAGGUAAGAUUUAUUUCAUUGCGUCGCAUCACUAAGAAUCAGUCCCCCCUCCACCCCCAAAUUGGAGGGCUGCUAAGGUGCUCCGGGAUCGCCCAGAAUAAAAUUCCUCUUUCCGCAGGCAAUUGGCGCCCGCAACUUGCUGAAGUCCAUAGCGAAGCAAAGAGAAGCCCAGCAGCAGCAGCUUCAGGCGCUGAUAGCCGAGAAGACAACACAGCUGGAAAGGUGCGAAAAGAAAAGGGAUACAGGAAAGCUUUCCCCCAUCUCUCAUAACACCAGAACCCAUGGACCGCCAAAGAAGCUGAAUGUCGGAAGAAUCAGGACAGACAAAAUACUAUUUCACACAGCGCAGAGUUAAACUAUGGCACGUCCUCCCAUAAGAGCCAGUGGUGGCCACCAAUUUGGUGGAGCAGGAGGAGGAGGAGGAGGAGGAUGAUAAUAAUAAUAAUAAUAAUAAUAAUAAUAAUAAUAAUAAUUUAUUAUUUAUACCCCGCCCAUCUGGCUGGGUUUCCCCAGCCACUCUGGGCGGCUUCCAACAAAAUAUUAAAAUACAAUAGUGCGUCAAACAUUAAAAGCUUCCCUAAACAGGGCUGCCUUCAGAUGUCUUCUAAAAGUCUGGUAGUUGUUUUUCUCUUUGACAUCUUAUUGGAGGGCGUUCCUCAGGGCGGGUGCCACUGCCAAGAAGGCCCUCUGCCUGGUUCCCUGUAACUUUGCUUCUCGCAGCGAGGGAACUGCCAGAAGGCCCUCGGCGCUGGACCUCAGCCAGUCAUAGAAUCAUAGAGUUGGAACGGACCCUGAGCAAGUCCAACCCCCCUGCAAUGCAGGAACAUGCAGAUGUCCCAUAAAGGGAUUCAGCCUUGGCGUUAUCAGCACCACUCUCUAGCCAACUGAGCUGUCAUGUCUCUUUGAAUGUUUUUACUUUGUGGGCGGCAAAAAUGAGAGGAUCUUGUGAGGCACCUUUGAGGCGAAGAUGUGCCCUGUAGGAGUCCUGCCACUACCUGCACAAUAAAUAAGCACAAAUCGAUACAAAUAGUAUUUAUAUUAUAUAUAGAGAGAAAAAAGAUCAAGAGCUUGACAGUUGCAGAAACGCAUACAGAAUCCUUCAAAACAAGGAAUACUGUCAACCACCUGCUGCAGAUCACUGUUUGUUUUUUUAAAAAAGUCCCUUUUUCAAGUUCAUGCAACUGACUGACAGCUUCUAAUUCCCCGGGGUGUUUUUUUUGGGGGGGGGUGUCAAUCAGCAGGGAGUUCCAAAGGUGCUGCUACACUAAAAGAUCGAUUUCUUGCACUGCCGUAACAAGUGUUAUUUGGCAUCUGUAGCCAUGCCAGUUCUGCAGAUCGAAAUGGUCAAGUGGGCAUACAGGGGAUGAAGUAAUCUAGCCCCACGUUCAUGCAAUUGCCUGGUGGUUUCUAAUUCCGGCUGAAAUCUGAGAAAAACCAAACUUGGGAAGGGAGCUUUUAACCUGUGAUCUGUAGCAGGUGGCCAACAGUAUUCCUUAUCUGGGGAAUGCUUUUGCUUAUGCUUGUAAAACUCUGAUGCCAGCCUUUUGUGUUCAUAUAGUAAGAGAUACUGUUUGGAUGUAUUUGAGUCUUGCUUAUUACACACUUUCGAAGCUGAAAGCCCUUCAUGGCAAAAGCAGAGAGCCCGGGUGCCUAAUCUGCAGCCUUCCAGGCACUGCCGAACUACAACUCCCAUCAUUCCUGGCAUGCAUGGCCAAUAGCCGGGGUUGGGAGGGAGGUUGCAGUUCAGCAACAUCCCUCCUCACCUGUCCUUGUUCAUCAGGAGCUUGGCAAAAAGGGCAAGCUUUUACCUUGUGCCAAGGAAGAGGUUGGUGAAGAUGCCAGGUGGGCCUCAUUGGAGAGAGUCUUCCACAGAUGUGGAGCCCCAACUGAAAAGGGAUUUCUCCUAUAGCGCCAUUCUUGAAACCUUCCCCAAAGAAGGGAAAUAGAUCUGGUCAUUGAGCACACUGAUUCAGACUGACGGAAAGCUGCCAGGGCUGUUCUCGUGUAAAGCAAAAUCUGGAAGGUCAAAAGUUAGCGAGUCCUGACUAGAGCCCACUUUUUCAGACACGCUAAGUGGGCAAUUCCUGUCAUCUCUUGACCCUUCAGCCAUUUUGGCCAGCCGUGGCUAAUUGGACUCGGAAGAUGGCCGAGCUAACACAUUUGCUUUGCUUUUUCUCCAGGUACCGCAUCGAAUAUCAAACGCUGUGUAAAAUAGAAGCGGACCAGAACGAAUUCAUCGACCAAUUCAUUUUCCAGAAGUAGAGAGAGAGAGAAUGAGAAUGAGAGAAUUUAUGACCAGCACCAAACACACUGGGAAAUCUUGAACCAUUCCUAUAGUCUAAUGGGGGUUUUUUAGGGGGGGGGGCAAUUUUGACCUUUUUAUUUUUUGAAUUGACCAAGAUCACCUCUCAAAAACAAAACAAAAAAAGUUUAGAUCUUAAAUACUCUUUUGGACUUACUUUAGGUCUGGCAAUAAGAUAUUUCUAAAAGGUAUUUAGGGACAGCUACAGCUAUUGUAUUUUUAAAGAUUUUUUAAAAAUGGCCAGUCAUUUAUAUAGUCAUCAGACUGUUCUGUGUUUUACACAACUUCCCAUUGUUCUUUUUUUUUUUUUGGUUUUUAUAAAAAAAGCCCUGUAAAAUACCUUCAAGGAAAUCAGGAAAUAAAUUAUUGUUUUU